This is a messenger RNA of Tribolium castaneum (red flour beetle), 1516 nucleotides long. It is a transcript of the gene U2af50, whose product is annotated as U2 small nuclear riboprotein auxiliary factor 50. The coding region runs from base 158 to 1456 and encodes 432 amino acids. Gene Ontology annotation, cellular component: U2AF complex; nucleus; nuclear speck. The transcript has 7 exons. Gene Ontology annotation, biological process: mRNA processing. NCBI's taxonomy places the organism in Eukaryota, Metazoa, Arthropoda, Insecta, Coleoptera, Tenebrionidae. The record is from RefSeq and is a predicted model, not a curated record. Gene Ontology annotation, molecular function: pre-mRNA 3'-splice site binding; poly-pyrimidine tract binding.
ACAUUACCGACAGGUACCCACAAUCCCCUUGACAUUAAUUGACGCCAUUUUGAACGUUUUGUGAGUUGUGUUAAAAACAAACCAAACAUUUGAGUUAAUUGACCCAAAUUGUGCUUAAUUUUUGUAAAAUUUGACCUAAUUGUGCUACUGUUCCACAAUGGGGGAGGAAAAAGACGGUAAAAACAACGAGCGGGAGCGGAGCCGGGAGCGCGGGGACCGCGAAAAGGACCGCCGACGGCGCUCCCGCUCCCGGGAGCACCGCCGGAGGUCGCGCUCCAGGUCCCGGGACCGCCGCCGGAAAAGCCGCUCAACGAGUCGCCAUAAGAGCCACUCGCGGAGGCGCAAGCCCUCGCUGUACUGGGACGUGCCCCCGCCCGGGUUCGAGCACAUCACCCCCUUGCAGUACAAAGCCAUGCAGGCCGCGGGGCAGAUCCCGGCCAACAUCGUGGCGGAUACGCCCCAAGCGGCUGUGCCUGUCGUCGGGUCGACUAUUACGAGACAGGCGAGGCGGCUGUAUGUGGGGAAUAUCCCCUUCGGGGUCACUGAGGAGGAGAUGAUGGAGUUCUUCAACCAGCAAAUGCAUCUCAGUGGCUUGGCGCAAGCUGCAGGGAAUCCGGUGCUGGCGUGCCAGAUUAAUUUGGACAAGAAUUUCGCCUUUUUGGAGUUUAGGUCGAUUGAUGAGACGACGCAAGCGAUGGCUUUUGAUGGGAUUAAUUUCAAAGGUCAGAGUUUGAAAAUUCGGCGUCCGCAUGACUACCAACCAAUGCCAGGUAUGGCCGAAAGUAGUAUUAGUGUUCCAGCGGGGGUUAUAAGUACAGUCGUGCCGGAUUCGCCCCACAAGAUUUUUAUCGGUGGUUUGCCGAAUUAUUUAAACGAAGAUCAGGUGAAAGAACUUUUGAUGUCGUUCGGACAAUUACGGGCCUUUAAUCUCGUCAAGGACACGGCGUUUGGCUUGAGCAAAGGCUACGCCUUUGCCGAAUAUAUCGAUAUUACAAUGACAGAUCAGGCCAUCGCUGGAUUAAACGGGAUGCAAUUGGGCGAUAAACGUUUGAUAGUACAGAGGGCUAGCGUGGGGGCUAAAAACGCAACCGUCAUACCUGCGGUACAGAUACAAGUACCGGGUCUCAGUCUCGUGGGGGCUUCAGGGCCGCCAACUGAAGUUUUAUGUUUGUUGAAUAUGGUCACUCCCGAUGAGCUUAAAGACGAGGAAGAAUACGAAGAUAUUCUCGAAGAUAUCAAAGAAGAGUGUAAUAAAUACGGCGUCGUUCGGAGCAUAGAAAUACCCCGGCCGAUAGAUGGCGUCGAAGUUCCGGGAUGUGGAAAAGUUUUUGUCGAAUUUAAUUCGGUUCUGGACUGCCAAAAGGCACAACAGACUCUCACUGGUCGUAAGUUCAGUAAUAGAGUCGUCGUGACGUCGUAUUUCGAUCCGGAUAAGUAUCAUAGAAGAGAAUUUUAAUUUUAAUUAAGGAAAAAAUGUUUGACGUAUGUGUUCUGGUGAAUAAAAAAAUAAGUAGGA